AUGGCAAAACUGACUGAUGAUGCCGACUACGAGGCCGGCGAAACGUUUGAGAAUGUAUCAAGUCCACUGUCAGAUGCUGGCAAUCAUGACAACUACUAUGGUGCGUUCUACAUAGUCGCCCUGACAACAAGACCAAAUUGCGACAACGAGGUCAACCCACUUCUACGAACGUAUCAUCUCUCUCUCUCUCUCUCUCUCAACCCCACUUCAUAUCGCCCAUCCACUUAUUCACACAAUUCUGUGCGCUCGUUUCCUCCAACCUCACCUUUGAGCGUGUCGUUACGAGUGCGUUCGGUAAAGCGUACACAUCUCCACCACCGGUACCAGAAGCAGUUUUCAACUCAGGCAAUACGCGAAAGUGUCGCUGACUCUUCCCUCUUCCAACCUCCUCUUCAUCAGGUUUCUUUGAAAGAGCAUGUCCACAGCCUUCUUGAUCCUCCCCUUUCUGGUGUUUUCCCCAUAUCAGGCCAAUCUUUCCGUUGCAUUCCAGUCAAUUGUGUGGCC
This is a messenger RNA of Protopolystoma xenopodis, 504 nucleotides long. The record is from the annotation of a GenBank genome assembly. Lineage: Eukaryota; Metazoa; Platyhelminthes; Monogenea; Polystomatidea; Polystomatidae.